Molecule: messenger RNA, 3520 nt
Organism: Pseudophryne corroboree (corroboree frog)
Lineage: Eukaryota; Metazoa; Chordata; Amphibia; Anura; Myobatrachidae
Gene: CNN3
Product: calponin 3
Exons: 7
Coding region: 170-1165 (331 amino acids)
Biological process (GO): actin filament organization; actomyosin structure organization
Cellular component (GO): actin cytoskeleton; focal adhesion
Molecular function (GO): actin filament binding
Source: RefSeq, a predicted model, not a curated record
CAUCUAAUGGGAGAGACGCCCAUCUCCGUGGAGAUACGCCCACUGGCGAUUGCUUGUUGGGAGCAGUGGCUGGAAGGUUUUGUAAGCACCGGAUCGUUUUUGUCGCUGCAGCCGCACUGAGAAGCGCUGACCCCGGAUCCUGCACAUCACACAGAGAGGGGAACCGGCCAUGUCUAACUUCAACAAGGGACCGGCGUACGGACUCUCUGCUGAGGUCAAAAACAAGAUUGCUCAGAAAUAUGACCUUCAAGUAGAAGAGGAUCUGCGUCUCUGGAUAGAGGAGGUCACUGGUAUGAGGAUUGGUGAAAACUUCCAUCUCGGACUGAGAGACGGCGUCAUGCUCUGCCAUCUCAUGAAUAAGCUACAUCCAGGGUCAAUAAGGAAAAUAAAUGAUGCAAAGAUAAACUGGCACAAGCUGGAGAACAUCGGGAACUUCAUUAAAGCCAUACAGGAUUACGGGAUGAAGCCACAUGACAUUUUUGAAGCUAAUGAUCUUUUUGAGAAUGGAAACAUGACCCAAGUUCAGACAUCCCUGGCAGCUCUAGCUGGUCUGGCAAAAACAAAAGGUUUUCACACUACAGUGGACAUUGGAGUGAAGUAUGCAGAAAAGCAUAGACGACAGUUUGAUGACGAGAAACUGAAAGCUGGACAGAGCGUUAUUGGCUUACAGAUGGGAACCAACAAAUGUGCAAGUCAAGCUGGUAUGACCGCCUACGGUACAAGAAGGCAUCUGUAUGAUCCGAAGAUGCAAACCGAUAAACCAUUUGAUCAGACAACAAUAAGUUUACAGAUGGGAACAAACAAAGGCGCCAGCCAGGCGGGCAUGUCUGCACCGGGAACAAGACGAGAUAUCUAUGAUCAGAAAGGAAUUCUGCAGCCGUUGGAUAACUCCACAAUUUCCUUACAAAUGGGCACCAACAAAGUGGCAUCCCAGAAAGGAAUGAGCGUGUAUGGCCUUGGGCGACAAGUGUACGACCCCAAGUACUGUGCUGCCCCAACUGAGCCCAUCAUACACAAUGGCAGCCAAGGAACUGGAACAAAUGGCUCAGAAAUCAGCGACAGUGAUUACCAGGCAGAGUACCCCGAAGACUACCCUAUAGAGUAUCCUGAUGAUUACCCUAGAGAUUACCAUGGGCAGUACAGUGAUCAGGGCAUAGAUUAUUAGAUUUAUAGUCUAAUCAGUAUUAGGGCCUUAUUUUAUUCUAUGAACACCAAGCUAGCCUUGUGUCAUUUUAUCUGUCUUCCUUAAACACUACUAUGCUUUACUAUGGAAAGAAAAUUUGCCUUAUGUACAUUCCUUUUUUAUUUCUGCCUUGUGUCCCCUAGUUGCCUUGUAGUGCUAAGAUGGAGGUUGUCUUGCAGCGUUACACAGACACUGCAUAUGAAGUAAAAGGAAUACUGUGAAUAAUGAAGGGAGAUUUUGUACAGUCAGUUAUGCUAUAUUGGGACUAUGCAUUUUUGCUACACAUAUCAUGGUGCACGCUAGGAUCAUAAAAUUCUACAGCGCUUUGUGUUUUACUAAAUGUCAUUGAUACAUGAGACCAAUAUAAUGAUGAGAGGUAACUUCUUUUUUUUUUUUAAACAAAGUUUUAAGUUUCUCUCCUACUAUUUUGUCUACACUAUGCUUGUGUUUCCCUGAUAUGAAGCCAUUGUCUAUACACAGUACACAGAACCAAUAUUCAUGUGAUUUCAGCCUAGCCAUUCUGAGUGCGAUUGCAGUCAGUGAGGUUUUAGGCAUGAAGUACCUCAUGAUGUAGUGAUGUCACUAGCUGCAUAUUGGUUUGGCCUGCAGACUAGCUCCCUCGUCUGUGUGUGGCUAAUGGCCCCACUUUUUUUUUUUUAAUAAGUAACAAUUGCUUUGAUAGUUGUAAAGUGUUCUAAUCCUUGCCUUGACCUGUUCUCUUGGGACCACUUGUCAGCGGUGGUGCAGCAUGGUGUUAAAUGGGAUAGCAUUCAGAGUUUUUGCACAUGCUAUGUGACCUAUGUGGAUAAAUACAGUGACAUUGCUACAGUUUUAGAAAUUAAGAUUGUUUUUAAAUGGCAGACUAUAUAUUUUUCUAGUGGAUGUUUUCUAACUGCACUCUCUCCUGUUUCUCCAUACUUGAGCAGUCAUACCCGAUUUAUACCACACUCCCCCUUUCUACCUGUACAGUGUUGAGGAUAUACACAGAUUACAGUCUUAACUCAUAAUAAUUUUUAGCAUUCCCUUAUGGCAAAACUGUGCCAGACCAUGCUGGGACAGGUUGGCCAAGCCUGGUCUAGGUAAUAGCUAGAAUGUGGUUGCUAUGGGCAACAUCUUCACUUUUGAAAACCCGCACUUUAGUAAAUCUACCCCUUUGUGUGUAGAAAUUCUGGAAGAACAGGGCUCUUGGUGCCGUUCCAGCUGCAGACCUGUUCAGGAAGCAGAAUUUCACCAGUUGGUAAGCGCUAUGUUGGCAGAAGUGGGGAUCUCGGUAUGUGAAUGAUUUAAAUUGUGCUGGAAGAGCUGAUUGUGCGUUACUGUAGACAUUUCAAUAGGUUGAUAUCAUUUACUCACCAAUUUUUUUUUCUUAUGACCUCUAUUUGGUUUUAAUGAAAGGGAAAAUUACCCCUCCCAAACUACCGAAAUAUUCUUCACAGCAUAAAACAAAAAGCUAAAUGUUUAUGAUUAUAUGCAUGUAUGUUUGUGGGUGCAUAGUGUAGGACACUGGUUGCCCCUGUAUUACCGUAUACCAGAUAUCAGGAUUUCUGACAUAGGGCAGAUUCUGGGCACCUUAUGUCUUGGACAAGACUUUGUAGUGCAUGCGCGUGACCAGUAUCCUCUAUUGCCUACACCUUGGCAGCCGUUUUGUGCGAUGGACUAAUAUUCAGUCCCACAAUUUCCUAUGGACUGACACCACUCUGCCUCGCUGCAGGUCACUGGCGCAUAGUGAAUUGAGAGGCAGCAUAUUGAUGAGUACUAUUGGUAAAGCCAACAAAAUUGCUACCUGCAUUUUGACCUAGGCGAAGGAAGCUAUUUACAUACUUGGCAUUUCAGCAGUAACUCUUCCAGGGUUAAUAAGUGUUUUAGUGUAGUCUGCACCUAUCCCUACUGAUCACAACAUUCCAGAAUGUAAAUGGUAAUUCAUGUUCUAACCUGGCAGGGUGCGACUGCCCAUUGUGGGACCACAUAAUCGGUGAUGCGGAGCGUGUAGAACACAUUUUCCUUGUGUUCUUGGCCUGAAAACCUUACACCUUUUUUUAAAGCUUGCACUGUAAUACUUAACUUGUCUUCAAAGGGAGCUGGUCCAAAGAUCAGGACAUGGUGUUUCCACUGCCCCAGGGCUCUGCAGUAGAUUGUGCUGCGGGCAUCUUUUGGGCAUCAAAAGCUUAAAAUGACAGUGCAUUAACAAUGUCUGUGCCAUAUUCUAUCCAUGUAGAAGUGCUUGGUUUCUUUUGUUUGUGUAUUUAUUGCCACAUUUCUCAGCAUAAACUGAUCCCAGUGUAUUUUAUUUUUUUUAAUAAAUAAAUUGUUUUAUUUUUUUUCCUUUUGAAUCUCAAA